CAGUGCUCAGUGUGCAGCCUGUCUGUGUCCAGUCAGUGGGUCAAGCUGCCUCAUUAUCUCCGCUCCUCCGAGUUUUAAUCACUUCACAUCUUAUUCAUCAUGGGAAAUUGUGCACAUCCAGGGGGCAGUGCGGAAACCAGAUUGGCGCAAAGUUCUGGGAGGUGAUCAGUGACGAGCACGGCAUCGACCCAACAGGAACAUACCAUGGAGACAGUGAUCUGCAGCUGGACAGGAUCAGUGUGUACUACAAUGAGGCCACUGGUGGGAAGUAUGUGCCCAGAGCCAUCCUAGUGGAUCUGGAACCCGGCACUAUGGACUCAGUCCGCUCUGGACCCUUUGGACAAAUCUUCAGACCUGAUAAUUUUGUCUUUGGUCAAAGUGGAGCAGGGAACAACUGGGCAAAAGGUCACUACACGGAGGGGGCGGAGCUGGUGGAUUCCGUCCUGGACGUGGUUCGGAAAGAGGCAGAGAGCUGUGAGUGUCUCCAGGGCUUCCAGCUCACACACUCCCUGGGAGGAGGCACUGGGUCUGGUAUGGGUACCCUGCUCAUCAGCAAGAUCCGAGAGGAGUAUCCGGACCGCAUCAUGAACACCUUCAGUGUGGUGCCGUCUCCUAAGGUAUCAGACACAGUGGUUGAGCCAUACAACGCCACGCUAUCAGUGCACCAGCUGGUAGAAAACACAGAUGAAACCUACUGCAUCGACAACGAAGCUCUUUACGACAUUUGUUUCCGCACUCUCAAACUCACCACGCCCACCUACGGCGACCUCAACCACCUGGUUUCAGCCACCAUGAGCGGUGUGACCACCUGCCUGCGUUUCCCCGGUCAGCUCAACGCUGAUCUGAGGAAACUGGCCGUCAACAUGGUGCCCUUCCCUCGUCUGCACUUCUUCAUGCCUGGCUUCGCCCCCCUCACCAGCCGCGGGAGCCAACAGUACCGUGCCCUGACGGUACCUGAGCUCACGCAGCAGGUGUUUGACGCCAAGAACAUGAUGGCAGCCUGUGACCCACGCCACGGACGCUACCUGACGGUGGCAGCUGUGUUCCGCGGCCGCAUGUCCAUGAAGGAGGUAGAUGAGCAGAUGCUGAACGUCCAGAACAAGAACAGCAGCUACUUUGUGGAGUGGAUCCCCAACAAUGUCAAGACCGCCGUUUGCGACAUCCCACCACGCGGUCUCAAGAUGGCGGUCACCUUCAUCGGCAACAGCACAGCCAUCCAGGAGCUGUUCAAGCGCAUCUCUGAGCAGUUUACCGCCAUGUUCCGCCGUAAGGCCUUCCUCCACUGGUACACCGGCGAGGGCAUGGAUGAGAUGGAGUUCACCGAGGCGGAGAGCAAUAUGAACGACCUGGUGUCCGAGUACCAGCAGUACCAGGACGCCACAGCUGAGGAGGAGGGAGAGUUUGAGGAGGAGGUGGAGGAGGAUGCAUAAAAAAGUAAUAAACGACAAGCCUAUGAAGUUAAAAAAAGAAAAACCUAAAAAAAUAGAAAAUAUGAAACAAAAGAAUGUAGCAGAAAAGAUUUAGAGGGUUGAGAGAAAAAUGUGGGGGAUCUGAAUUGGUUCGUGGAUCAACUGAAUGAAAUGGAAAAAUGAAUGUGACAGAAAAAGAUGAAUAAGCGACGAUGGGGGAAAAAAAUGAUGUGACCAAAUUAAUGUGCCAUGGUUUACAGUUUAAUGUGAUGCCAUGUGGGCUGGUUCAGCCGACUCCCAAAUAUUGGAAGCAUUUCUUGCAGUUCACUCCUUAACCUCAUUUCACCAGGAAGACGUGCUGCAAAAUCACUAAUGAUAUAAAUAUGAAACUUGCACUUGCUUUUACUCAUAUUCUCUGAAAAUUUUGCCAAAAUGUAUUCAUUUGAUAUUACACCUUCUAUGAGAGACAGUAUUUUUCUUUCAGUAAAAGUGAACGCUUCCCUACACGUUUUCUUAGCUGGACCAUUGGAGUGCAGUUAGUUUGUGUCAAUCCAAGUUUGAAGCAUUUACACAGGUGAAGAAUCUCAAGAAUAAGCAUCCGUAUAUUUGUUUCUGAAAGUUAGGUUUUUAAAAUGGGGAAAAAUCAGAUAAUGCCGUUAUCAGUGUUCUUUUAUUCUAUCAGUGUUUAUUUUAUCAGGUCAUAAAGAGUCACUAUCAGUAAAACAAUGUGAAUUUAGAAAGUAGGCAAGACAGUGCUAAUUUUGUCCUCACUGAGGCUGCCUCAGUGAAUGUAACAUGUUCAAGAUUGGCUUGAUUUUUCCAUGUACGUUUUAACAUUGUGGGUGACACUCAAGAAACACUCUGUAAAUUCAGUCCUGUCAGAUGAGUAAUUUAAAUCCAAAGGUCAGGGGUUUUUACUUGUCACAAUCUAGGUAAAAGAAAGCGUUUCUUUGAGCUGAAAGGACCCAUCACUUCACUAAACAAAAAUGAUCAUUUUUUCUGAAUGUGCAACUUUAAUGUUAUUCUCAAAGCACAAGACUAAAAAUAAAUGUCUUAGAUUUAAUAAAGAACAGCUUAAGACAGCCUCUUUGCAAAGUGUGCAGCUAUCAAUAAAUGCCAAUUCUGCAAGUUUGUCAGUCAAAAACAGGUCUGCUUCAUAGAACUCCUGACGAAUGGAUUUUCAGUUUUAAUGUAACUGUAGCAGUUGUGAGAUUUUUCUCAGGCGCCAGCCAACGUCGUGAGAAGGGUCAGAUGUCUAAAGCCAGGUCAGGUCAUGCAAAGAAUUAGUCUUAGCUGAAUCAGUUUUCCAGUGCUUACUAUUCAUGCAUCCACUCGCUUAGACUCUAAACAUUUGAACUUUGUCGUGGAACCAUGUAUCUGCAAAAUAUUCUAUUUUAAGACCGCUGCAAAUCAAACAUUACCUAAUGUGAAGCCUCAAUUUAAUACCGCUUUCUAACCUCAGACUGACAGGACAGGGCAGCAGAUACAUCUUAAAGCAGACCAUAGAAAGAACAAGAACUGUUUUGUAUUAUUUUAUGUCCAUAUCAGUAUUUUCCUGCAACUACAUCUCACUCUGGGGGCCCAAAACUCUCACUUCAAGUCACUCUUAAGUUUGAAAGGAUGUUUCAACCUAUAUAAUGUGCACAAAUUACACUGUAAUUGUUUACACCCUGAGCCACAACAGUAUGCACUCAAAUCAUAGACAUGUCACUGUAUUCAAUGUAUAAUCGACAGCCGUGUUGUCUGUGUUUAUGUUAGUACCUUUUUUAUUCCUGUUGAACAGUUGGACUUCGAUCCCUGUGACUGUGCAAAUGUUUGGGAGAAAUAAAGGCAUUUCUAGGAAAAAAUAA
This is a messenger RNA of Sphaeramia orbicularis (orbiculate cardinalfish), 3259 nucleotides long. RefSeq names its product tubulin beta chain. Gene Ontology annotation, biological process: microtubule-based process. NCBI's taxonomy places the organism in Eukaryota, Metazoa, Chordata, Actinopteri, Kurtiformes, Apogonidae. The coding region runs from base 312 to 1430 and encodes 372 amino acids. The record is from RefSeq and is a predicted model, not a curated record. Gene Ontology annotation, cellular component: microtubule. The transcript has 5 exons. Gene Ontology annotation, molecular function: structural constituent of cytoskeleton; GTP binding; GTPase activity.